Rhinopithecus roxellana (golden snub-nosed monkey) is the source of this 2672-nucleotide messenger RNA. It is a transcript of the gene ANKRD34B, whose product is annotated as ankyrin repeat domain 34B. The coding region runs from base 452 to 1996 and encodes 514 amino acids. Lineage: Eukaryota; Metazoa; Chordata; Mammalia; Primates; Cercopithecidae. The transcript is spliced from 5 exons. The record is from RefSeq and is a predicted model, not a curated record. Gene Ontology annotation, molecular function: protein binding.
GAGCCGAAGACCACAGCUCACCUCGGACGGCGCCCUAGGGCCACCACACAGAGGGUCGGGCAGUGCCAGAGGGAGGUUGCAAGCGCCGCCACCAACUCGACAGCGCGUCCCAGCGCCUUGAGCUCGCUUCCUCCUGCUCUCAGGAAAAACUGAGGAAACGCGCCUGGUUCCAGGGGUCGGCGGGGACCGUGGAGACUCUGCUAGCAUCCUCAACAGCUUGGAAAUCCCAUCACCUUGGUUCCCUGAGACUUGGAGGAGUAGUAGGAACUGACAGCUGGCUGACAGAAAACUCAUCCAGGGAGAGAAGAGACAAAAGUGAAGUAUGAAAUUUUGAAUAAUGUUUUCAGAUGCUUUGCAUUCAGAAUAGACCUCUGAGUUGGGACCCAAGCUGUCAACUGAUCCCAGAUUCCUAAGUUCCUGACUUGCAGGUAUUAAUUUCUAACCUCUGAAGAUGGAUGAAGGUAUGGAAAUUUCAAGUGAAGGAAAUUCCUUGAUCAAAGCAGUCCAUCAGAGCCGGCUUCGCCUCACAAGACUUUUGCUAGAAGGCGGUGCCUACAUUAAUGAGAGCAACGACCGUGGGGAAACCCCUUUAAUGAUCGCUUGUAAGACCAAACAUGUGGAUCACCAGAGUGUCAGUAAAGCCAAAAUGGUGAAAUACCUGUUAGAGAACAAUGCUGAUCCCAACAUACAGGACAAAUCUGGGAAAACGGCUUUGAUGCAUGCUUGCUUAGAAAAAGCUGGCCCUGAAGUUGUUUCCUUGCUCCUCAAGAGUGGGGCUGACCUCAGCUUGCAAGACCAUGCUAGUUACUCAGCUCUUGUUUAUGCUAUAAAUUCAGAAGAUACGGAGACCCUGAAAGUUCUUCUUAGUGCUUGCAAGGCAAAAGGGAAAGAGGUCAUCAUCAUCACAACAGCAAAGUCGCCCUGUGGGAAGCAUACUACUAAACAGUACUUAAAUAUGCCUCCUGUGGAUAUAGAUGGGUGUCAUUCCCCAGCUACCUGCACCACUCCUUCAGAAAUAGACAUCAAAACUGCCUCAUCACCACUUUCACAUUCUUCUGAAACAGAACUGACACUUUUUGGUUUUAAAGAUCUUGAGCUCACUGGAAGCAAUGAUGAUACCUGGGACCCAGGUUCCCCUGUGAGGAAACCUGCUCUGGCCCCUAAGGGGCCCAAGCUCUCCCCGGCUCCACCCUGGAUCAAGAGUCCCCCAUCAUUAAUGCACCAGAACAGAGUGGCUUCAUUGCAAGAGGAGCUCCAGGAUAUUACACCAGAGGAAGAACUAUCCUAUAAAACCAAUGGGCUGGCACUUUCCAAGCGGUUCAUCACUAGGCACCAAAGCAUUGAUGUAAAAGACACUGCACAUUUGCUAAGAGCCUUUGAUCAGGCCAGCUCAAGGAAGAUGUCAUAUGAUGAAAUAAAUUAUCAAUCUUGUCUUUCAGAAGGAAAUCAGCAAUGCAUUGAAGUCCCUGCUGACCAGGACCCAGAUUCUAACCAGACAAUAUUUACUUCCACCUUAAGAAGUAUAGUUCAAAAAAGAAACUUGGGGGCAAAUCACUACAGCUCUGAUUCCCAGCUCUCAGCUGGCCUUACCCCUCCAAAUUUAGAAGAUGGCAAAGCACUUGUAGGAAAGAAAAAGAUCCUCUCACCAUCUCCUUCCCAAUUGUCAGAGUCCAAAGAAUUGUUGGAGAAUAUCCCCCCAGGUCCCCUGAGCAGGAGAAAUCAUGCCAUUUUAGAAAGGCGAGGUUCAGGAGCUUUCCCUUUAGAUCACAGUGUCACCCAAACCAGACAAGGGUUUCUCCCACCCUUAAAUGUAAAUUCUCACCCUCCCAUCUCAGAUAUCAAUGUCAACAACAAGAUUUGCAGCCUUCUUUCUUGUGGUCAAAAAGUGCUUAUGCCAACAGUUCCGAUUUUCCCUAAAGAAUUCAAAAGUAAGAAAAUGUUGUUAAGGAGACAAUCGUUGCAAACUGAACAAAUUAAGCAAUUAGUAAACUUUUAGGAGAUGGGUAUAAAACACACUUUCUUCAAAUGUUUCUAUCAGAGAAACAGAACUAAAGAAGAAAUCUUAAAUGUUCAUUCUUUUAAAUCUCGUAAUUGGUUAGUCCAUAAUGGCUAGACGGAUUAAAGUGUAAUGUGAUUUGUACUAGGCAUCAUGAACAUAAAAAAUAAUAUGUAGUUUCUGUUAAGGGAAUUCUCUCAAACGAAAGCAAAGCUGUUUUUCCCAAUGCUUCUAAUAUUUAACAAUCUCAAUGUAGUCCAAAUUUGUCAUUAAAAAAAAAAAAUCAGCAAAGAAAGAAGGCCACAUAUGUUGGGGUAAUUUUUUAAAAUUUUCAGAUUGGCUAAAUAUUUUAUUAGGAAACAGUUUUCAAGUCAAUAAUUUUUUAACAUUUCAUGUUAAUAAAUGAGAUUGCAAUUUUUUAUGAUCCCCAAACCAUAAAAGAAAACACUGACAGCUAUAAAAUGUUCUAAGAUCAAUAAAUUCGAGCAACAAAGAAAGAAUGAACUAAUUCUUUACACAUGGUGACUGAAGGUAGAUAAAACUCUACUUAAAAAUUUAAAAGGUUAAACACUGUAUUAGAAUGGGCAACUAAAAUAUUCGUGGUGUCAAUUUAAUCAGUGUCAAACUGGCAAGCCAGAGUUUUACAACCUACUAGGAAUCUAUGCUGAGUCUUGUU